Molecule: messenger RNA, 3401 nt
Organism: Marmota flaviventris (yellow-bellied marmot)
Lineage: Eukaryota; Metazoa; Chordata; Mammalia; Rodentia; Sciuridae
Source: RefSeq, a predicted model, not a curated record
UGCCCAGGCUGCCCUCCGGAGCCGGCCUCAUGGAGCGGAUCCAGGCCAUCGCCCAGAACGUGUCGGACAUCGCGGUGAAGGUGGACCAGAUCCUGCGCCACAGCCUGCUCCUGCACAGCAAGGUGUCUGAAGGUCGGCGGGACCAGUGCGAGGCGCCCAGUGACCCCAAGUUCCCUGACUGCUCUGGAAAGGUGGAGUGGAUGCGUGCCCGCUGGACCUCUGACCCCUGCUACGCCUUCUUCGGGGUGGACGGCACCGAGUGCUCCUUCCUCAUCUACCUCAGUGAGGUCGAGUGGUUCUGUCCCCCGCUGCCCUGGAGGAACCAGACGGCGGCUCAGACGGCCCCCAAGCCCCUUCCCAGAGUCCAGGCAGUGUUCCGGAGCAACCUGUCGCACCUCCUGGAGCUGAUGGGCAGUGGGAAGGAGUCCCUGAUCUUCAUGAAGAAGAGGACCAAGCGGCUCACGGCCCAGUGGGCGACGGCUGCCCAGCGCCUGGCACAGAAGCUGGGGGACGUCUGGAGGGACCAGAAGCAGAUUCUCGUCCACAUUGGCUUCUUGACCGAGGAGUCCGGGGACGUCUUCAGCCCGCGGGUGCUGAAGGGCGGGCCUCUGGGGGAGAUGGUGCAGUGGGCGGACAUCCUGGCUGCUCUCUACAUCCUGGGCCACAGCCUGCGGGUCACGGUCUCCCUGAAGGAGCUGCAGAGUAACUUAGGGGUACCGCCAGGCCGGGGGAACUGCCCGCUCACCAUGCCCCUGCCUUUCGACCUCAUCUACACCGACUACCACGGCCUUCAGCAGAUGAAACAGCACAUGGGACUCUCCUUCAGGAAGUACCGGUGCCGAAUCCGGGUCAUCGACACCUUUGGAACAGAGCCCGCGUACAACCACGAGGAGUAUGCCACGCUGCACGGCUACCGCACCAACUGGGGCUACUGGAACCUCAACCCCAAGCAGUUCAUGACCAUGUUCCCUCACACCCCGGACAACUCUUUCAUGGGCUUCGUGUCCGAGGAACUCAACGAGACGGAGAAGCAGCUCAUCAAAGGCAGCAAGGCCAACAACAUGGCCGUGGUAUACGGCAAGGAGGCGAGUAUCUGGAAGCUCCAGGGGAAGGAGAAGUUCCUCGGCAUCCUGCACAAGUACAUGGAGGUCCACGGCACCGUGUACUACGAGAGCCAGCGGCCCCCCGAGGUCCCCGCCUUCGUCAAGAACCACGGCCUCCUGCCGCAGCCUGAGUUCCAGCAGCUGCUGCGCAAGGCCAAACUCUUCAUAGGCUUCGGCUUCCCCUACGAGGGCCCGGCCCCCCUGGAGGCCAUCGCCAACGGCUGCGUCUUCCUGCAGUCCCGCUUCCGCCCGCCGCACAGCUCCCUCAACCACGAGUUCUUCCGCGGCAAGCCCACCUCCAGGGAGGUGUUCUCCCAGCACCCCUACGCAGAGAACUUCAUCGGCAAGCCCUACGUGUGGACCGUGGACUACAACAACUCCGAGGAGUUCGAAGCAGCCAUCCAGGCCAUCAUGAAAACCCAGGUGGAGCCCUACCUGCCCUACGAGUACACCUGCGAGGGCAUGCUGGAGCGGAUCCAGGCCUACAUCCAGCACCAGGACUUCUGUGCAGCGCCCAGCCCUGCCCCGCCGGGGACCCGCGCCUCGCACAGCCCCUUUGUCCUGGCCCCCAACGCCACCCACCUGGAGUGGGCCCGGAACGCCAGCGAGGUCCCCGGGGCCUGGCCCCCGCCCCACUCGCUGCGGGCCUGGCUGGCCGCCCCCGGGAGGGCCUGCACGGACGCCUGCCUGGACCACGGGCUGGUCUGCGAGCCGUCCUUCUUCCCCUUCCUCAACAGCCAGGAGGCCUUCCUCCAGCUGCAGGUGCCCUGUGACAGCACGGAGUGGGAGAUGCACCACCUGUACCCCGCCCUCGCGCAGCCCGGCCAGGAGUGCUACCUGCAGAAGGAGCCGCUGCUCUUCAGCUGCGCCGGCUCCAGCACCAAGUACCAGCGGCUCUGCCCCUGCCGCGACUUCCGCAAGGGCCAGGUGGCCCUGUGCCGGGGCUGCCUGUGAGGUGGCCGAGGCCCUGCCCUGCGCCUCCCGACAGAGAAAGCACCAGCAGACCCCAGCUCCAGCCGCUCGCCUGCCUGUGGCUCCCCGGCUGGGGCUUCCCUCCCAGCCUGGAAGUGGCCGGGGAGAGCCAAGCACAGUCCAGGGGAGGACAGGCCCCGGGCACUCACCUGGGGGUCCUCGCUCUCACCCGGGACUCACGGCCAAGUAGAUACUGGGCUGGUCGGAGGGUCCCAGAGGCCCCGGAGCAGGUGGUCUGAGGCCCCUUGCUUUGUGCAAGGUAAGGUCUGGACCAGGGGAAGAGCCUGGCCAUUCCUGGGCCCUGGGUGGGGCCUCCUGAUUUAUGACAUGGGCAGCAGGGUCCACUGGGGGAGCCCAGGAGUGGACAGCAGCCUGGCCCAGGCCUGUGCUGGGAGAGACCUGCGGGGUGUACCCUCUUCCUGUGAGGGCCGCCGAGCACGCAGGGCCAGCCGGGUCCCUCUGGGGUUGUUUGGGGGUGGACAGAGGGGAGGGUUGUGGGAGGUAGGCUGGGGGGCCCUCCUCGCCCCGCCCUCGCCCCGCCCUGUUCCUUCUCCAUUUCCUGAGUCCCCUCCCUCUCCACUUGGGUGCGGGACCACCUACACCCUGGCCGGCUUGUCCCCGUCCUGCUUGUCCCAGAUCUCCUCCCCGCGGGCUGAAUCCAGUGGCAUGACCUGCAGCCCCAGAUGGGCGGAUCUGCCCCACAGCCUCCGUCCAGCCCGGCCAGGGGCAGGCUUCCACUCGGCCUGCAGGGGCCCCUCCGGGUGUCCCGGGAGUGUCCUCCAGGUCCCCAGACGCUGGCUCCCACACCCUCAGCAUCUUUUGCAGGCAGGGCUUGGGGUGGGCUGCCCACCACCCCGGGCACCCCCAGCCCGUCCCCGCUGCCCGGGCCCCCAGCUCCCGGCGGCCCCCACCCGUCCGUGCUGCAUCCGUGUCCCCCUUCAGCUUCGUCCAGCCUUAGACCAAGAUGGAGCCACGUGCCCAUCGGUGUGGCAUGCCUGCCCGCCCCAGGGUGCCCGUCCCCCGUCUGAUUCCACGGCCAGGCUUUCAGAAUCACUGCCACCCCCUUGCCCGGGAGAGGUCUUGUCCACCCGGCCGCCCACCCAGGGAGGCAGCCCCGGGGCCUGAGAGUUGGAGGAGGGCUGGAGGUGACCGGUCCUGGGAGCCCCUCCUGGCCAGGCUGGCCCCGGGGCCGCAGAAACCACGGCGGGAAGAGCUCGAUGUCCCCAGGACCUGACCCGUGGGGGGAAAGCAAUAGAGACACUCUUUUCUCUCUCUCUCUCUUUUUUUAAAGAUUUAUUUCUUGAAAUAAUAAAUAUUUUAUUGGGA